AUGCAGCGGGCGACGAUGCCACGUCUGCCCUUCUUCCGACUGCUCGUGCCACGACUCAGCAAACCACCAAUACUGCCUACAAAUAGAAACACUACAUCUCUGCGAAUAUCUCCAACCACAUCUCGCGGAUUCAGGACAUAUGCUCCUCUCCGAAGAGACUCUCCUCCCCCCUCACCAGAUCUCAACUCGUCAGAGCUCCCAGAAAAUACAACAUUGACUGCAAAGCUCAAAAUGCUCAUCAAAUCCUAUGGCUGGUAUGCGCUCGGCGUAUACCUAGCUCUGAGCGUCAUCGACUUUAGUAUUGCAUUCGCUGCCAUCAACUUUUUCGGUGCUCAGCAAGUAGGACGCGUGACGGCCUAUGUCAAGGGAACUAUCCAUGAUAUAAUCCAUCGCUCGAGUCCCGACGAUUCCCCAGACGGCAAAAUCAAUGGCAAGGAGACUGCAACCACGGCUGGAGGAGAGGAUCUCUACGCAAUGAUCAUCCUUGCGUACACCGUUCACAAGGUCCUCUUCAUGCCCAUACGUGCGGGACUGACCGUGGCCAUCACGCCAAAGUUUGUCCGCUGGCUCCGAAUGAGGGGCUGGACCGGUCCCGGGGAGCGACGAGAGCCGCUUCACAUAUGCGGGAGAGGAUGA
Messenger RNA from Serendipita indica DSM 11827, 636 nucleotides. NCBI's taxonomy places the organism in Eukaryota, Fungi, Basidiomycota, Agaricomycetes, Sebacinales, Serendipitaceae. The record is from the annotation of a GenBank genome assembly.